Linum tenue is the source of this 1233-nucleotide messenger RNA. The record is from the annotation of a GenBank genome assembly. NCBI's taxonomy places the organism in Eukaryota, Viridiplantae, Streptophyta, Magnoliopsida, Malpighiales, Linaceae.
AUGGCGAUUCCUCUUCUCACCAACCACCAGAUGGGUGACUUCAGCCUUUCUCACAGAAUUGUGUUAGCACCAUUGACUCGACAGAGAUCGUAUGGAAAUGUGCCUCAGCCUCAUGCCAUCUUGUAUUACUCCCAGAGAGCCACCAAUGGCGGCCUUCUCAUUGCAGAAGCAACUGCAGUUUCGCCAACCGCUCACGGCUAUACCGACAGCCCUGGCAUUUGGACUGAAGAGCAAGUAGAAGCAUGGAAGCCCAUUGUUGACGGUGUCCAUGCCAAAGGUGGAAUAUUUUUUUGUCAACUUUGGCAUGCUGGCAGGGCUUCAAAUACAGAUAUGCAGCCUAAAGGCCAAGCUCCAAUCUCAUGUACGGACAAAGGACUGGACUUGGACUACCGACUCCCAUACUCACCUCCAAGAAAAUUGGCGACCGAUGAAAUCCCCGCGAUUGUCGAAGAUUUCCGAAUCGUCGCAAAAGCUGCCGUAAAAGCAGGUUUUGACGGAAUCGAGAUUCACGCGACUCAUGGCUACCUAAUCGACCAAUUCAUGAAAGAUGAAGUCAACGACAGGACCGACGAAUAUGGCGGCUCUCUGGAGAACCGAUGUCGUUUCGCCUUAGAGAUAGUCCAAGCCGUGAGCAAGGAAAUCGGUUCGGGCCGAGUUGGGAUUAGGAUUUCUCCUUUCGCGGACUAUCUAGAAUGCGGCGACUCGAACCCAGAAGAGUUGGGCCUGUACAUGGCCCAAGCCUUGAACGAAUAUGGCAUCGCUUAUUGUCACGUGAUCGAGCCCAGAAUGAAGUUAGGGGAUCGACUGUUCCAGGCCCAAGAAAGUUUGGUUCCUAUGAGAAAGGCUUUUAAGGGUACUUUCAUAUCUGCUGGUGGGUUCGCCAGGGAAGAUGGGAACAGAGCUGUGGAAGAGGGGCGUGCGGAUUUAGUGGCUUAUGGUCGUUGCUUCUUGGCGAAUCCUGAUUUGCCCAGGAGAUUUGAGUUGGAUGCACCUCUGAACAAGUUCGAUAGAGUCACGUUUUAUUCUUCCGAUCCUGUUGUUGGGUACACAGAUUACCCAUUCCUCGAAGAAUUUGGUCUCUAGGUUUUGCAGCACUGGUGGUUGUGCUUGUGUAACAGCAAUGCCAUUGGAAUUGAAAACCCUACAAACAUGUAUGAUUCUCAUUGAUCAAUAGUAUAACACCCUAGUCCAGCAGGACAUUACUUUUAUCAAUAUUUCCUUAAUAAAUUGUGA